Coccidioides posadasii C735 delta SOWgp is the source of this 624-nucleotide messenger RNA. RefSeq lists its product as uncharacterized. Gene Ontology annotation, cellular component: endoplasmic reticulum membrane. Gene Ontology annotation, biological process: endoplasmic reticulum to Golgi vesicle-mediated transport. The record is from RefSeq and is a predicted model, not a curated record. Lineage: Eukaryota; Fungi; Ascomycota; Eurotiomycetes; Onygenales; Onygenaceae.
AUGGCAUUUACAAACGGGUCGUUUGCGACCUUCUUAAUCGUCUGCCCCACCGCCUUUUUCCUUGGCAUAAUAUUUUCCCUCUUCCCCUACGACUACCCGCUGCUCUGGUCCACCACCCCCACUCCGGCUUCGCACUUCGACUAUGUAGAAGCUCACCUCAAAUUCCUUCAUGCCUCCCCGCCGCUCAUCCCUCGCAUCCUCCACAUUGUCAUGUUCCUCGGCCUCGCCGGCCUUAUCAUGAAACUCUACCGCCCUUCCGAAUCAAACAUGCUCUUUGACGGCGCCAGUCUCGUGCUCUACAUGUGCGGUGUCAUCGUGUAUGUCGCCAACAUCGUCAAGGGUCUUCGCAUCGUUACGGCUGGCGAGUAUGGCUCGCAGAUUGCUGGCGAAGAGGGAGAGCAGAUCUUGGGCAGGGAGGAUAGCUUGAAGGUGUUGGCGGCGAGUAAUACCAUUUUGGCGCUGGUGUUGGUCGGUGUGUUGGUGUUGCAGGCGGGACAGUGGUAUGCGGAGAGAAAGGAGAGGGAGGAGUUGGAGGAUAUGAGUAAGAAGUCUGAAGCUAAGAAGGAGGAGAAGGAGGCGCCUAAAGUCACAAGACAGACUAGUGCCAGUAAGAAGAAACAGUAA